Molecule: messenger RNA, 1095 nt
Organism: Fusarium coffeatum
Lineage: Eukaryota; Fungi; Ascomycota; Sordariomycetes; Hypocreales; Nectriaceae
Exons: 2
Coding region: 1-1095 (364 amino acids)
Molecular function (GO): oxidoreductase activity
Source: RefSeq, a predicted model, not a curated record
AUGCCCCGAGCUCUCACUCUACAGAAGAUUGAAGGCGCAAAGCCUGGAAAGGUUUACUAUCCACUUCAGAUAAAUGAAGUACCUAAGCCAACACCCGGCCCAAAGGAGGUUCUAGUCAACCUCUCAGCGGCGGCGCUUAACCACCGUGAUCUCUUCAUGCGCCGCCAUCUCUACCCAGCCAUUUCCUUCACCAAUCCAAUUCUAGCAGAUGGAUAUGGUACUGUCGUUGCCCUCGGAUCCAACGUCACCCGUAAAGAUCUUCUCAACAAGCCCGUCAUUCUUACCCCAAUGCGCGGCUGGGAGUCAGAUCCUGCUGCCCCAGAGGAUAGCCGCAAGUUUGCGGUCACUGGUGGUUCCAAGCUCACCGAAGUCGGUACCGCCCAAGACUACAUCGUGGUAUCAGAGGAAGAAGUCGAGCCCGCCCCUGAGCAUCUCACACCUGCUGAAGGCGCAGCUCUACCUCUUGUCGGUCUCACAGGCUGGCGCGCAUUAGUCACCAAGAGCAAUGCCGCCUUCCCUGGCGCAAAUGUACUUCUCACAGGCAUUGGCGGCGGUGUUGCGCUGCAAGUGCUUCAGUUUGCCGUAGCAAAGGGUUGCAACGUAUUCGUCACGUCCGGUGACGAAGCAAAGAUCGCAAAGGCCAAAGAGAUGGGCGCAAAGGGUGGAGUCGUAUACAAGAACGAGGUGUGGGAUAAGGAGCUUCGAGCACAGCUGCCAGCUGACCGGCCAUAUAUCGAUGCUGUCAUUGAUGGCGCAGGCGGCGGAAUCGUGAGCAAGACUGUGCGAUUGCUCAAGGCUGGUGGUGUAAUCGUUCAAUAUGGUAUGACUGUUUCUCCAAAGAUGGACUGGCUCAUGUCUGCGAAUCUGCAGAACAUCGAGCUGAAAGGAUCAACAAUGGGAUCUCGGAAGGAGUUUCGGGAUAUGGUCGCAUUUGUAAACGAGAAGAAGAUCCGGCCCAUUGUGAGCAGAACGAUUAAGGGGCUGGACAACAUCCAGGGAAUUGAUGAACUGUUCCAAGAUAUGGACAAGGGUAAGCAAUUCGGAAAGCUGGUGAUUGAGUGGGAUUCGGCAAACGGCGCAUCUUCAAAGCUGUAG